This is a messenger RNA of Arabidopsis lyrata subsp. lyrata, 1670 nucleotides long. Its product is annotated as putative F-box protein At3g21170. Lineage: Eukaryota; Viridiplantae; Streptophyta; Magnoliopsida; Brassicales; Brassicaceae. Gene Ontology annotation, molecular function: protein binding. The transcript has a single exon. The record is from RefSeq and is a predicted model, not a curated record. The coding region runs from base 301 to 1488 and encodes 395 amino acids.
UGUAACAUUAAAUGCAUAUUCAACAAAAAAAAUAAAAUAAUCAAUCAAUGAUCUGAAAAUAGUUUAUUACAAAAUAUUUUAUAUUUAUACGAAUUAAAUAAAGAAAUUGAAGUAGAAAAUCUGGUUGGACCAAAAAGACAAGAUCUUCCCAUAUUUAUUAGAGUGAAAGUUAAAGGAAAGAAAAUUUACUAGCUCUACUCUAUAUAUGAUUUCCCGUAUGUAUAGAGUUAAGUCAAAAAAAAAAAAGAUCCAUUUGUGGCUUUAUUUGAAAAUUGGUUUAAUAUCACAAUAGUGUGAGAGAUGAUGACGUUCAGCAACCUUCCGGAGGAUUUGGUAGUGGAGAUACUCUCUAGAGUUCCGGCUGUAUCUCUAUCACGGGUACGAUCAACAUGUAAAAAAUGGAACGCUUUGAUUAAAGAUGGGAAACUCGCUAAGAAGCACUUUGCUAAUGCUCCAAGGCACUCUAUGGCUCUCGUGUUGAUUGAUUCUAGGGUUUAUUCAGUGAGAUUCAAUCUCCGUGGAAUUCACAAUAACGUUGCUCCAUAUGUUAACGUAACAUGUCAUUUUAGCUUAAAAGAUCCUCUUUCUAAUAAUUUUUCAACAGAAGUCGAUAUAGGGGACGUCUUUCACUGCGAUGGCUUAUUGCUAUGCACCACCAAGGACUAUAGACUAGUAGUUUGGAAUCCAUGUUCAGGUGAAACUAGGUGGAUUCAACCCAGAGAUUCUUACAAGAACGAUGACUGCUAUGCUCUCGGUAGAUCCUCUUGCAACAAGUACAAAAUCUUGAGGCAGGAUCGUGUUAUCGAUCCUAGCCAAGACGAGUGCAAAAUGUUGUGGGAGGAUCUUCUUAGCAAUAAUAUUAAUAGCCAAGAAAUUUACGAGUACGAAAUCUAUGACUUUACCUCUAAUUCGUGGAGGGGUGUUGAUGUGACCACCGGCUUGUUCAAUCCAAAUAUUAUCAGUGGCAUGUCUGUAAACGGAAUCACUUACUGGUUUGAUAUUAGUGAGCAAUGCUUACUAAGUUUUGAUUUCUCAACAGAGAGAUUUGUAAGUGAGUCUCUCCCAAAGGAUGAUAAUUAUCAUUUGGCUUUAUCAAUGACUAGACAAGGGAAACAACUUUGUAUGUUAUCUACUCAUCACACAUACAUAACCGAAACAAACGUUAACUUAUGGAUAGCAACAAAGAGUGAGAACACCGAAGCAAUGUCAUGGAGCAAGUUCCCAAUACUGCGGGGUGGAGUUGGUCUACGCUAUCGUUAUCAUUUUAGGGAGGGGGUGAGUUUCUUCGCAUACCAGGUGAAGGAGAAGAUUGUUGUAGUGUCUUGUCAUAGACCCAACCGGCACUCCAAGAACAUCAUACACAUUGCGGGACAUGGUAAAUUCAUAGAAUUGGAUCAUCAUGGUGCAAAACCUAAACACGAAUUUUCUCCUACACCACUUCUCCUCGUAUAUGUUCCAAGUUUGGUUCAAAUCCAACAUGGUAUCUAGUUCUUUGGAGGGGGCAAAAGGGAAGCACCAACUCAGCUAGUGCAUGGCCUUGUGAUUGCCACACUAGUCUAUGUAUUAUAUAAUCCAACUCUUGAUAUUUUAUAAUUAAGAUAUAUGCAUUGCUAAUUUAUGACUUGUUAUUCUGUUUGCAAGUGUAAUAAUGUUAGGUGUCUUUUGUUAAA